Molecule: messenger RNA, 1620 nt
Organism: Hypomesus transpacificus
Lineage: Eukaryota; Metazoa; Chordata; Actinopteri; Osmeriformes; Osmeridae
Product: mucin-5AC-like
Exons: 4
Source: RefSeq, a predicted model, not a curated record
ACAACAGAGGCUCCUACAACAACCACAGCUGCAUCUAUAACUACGACAGCUUCUCCCACUACAACCACGGCUGCCCCUACAACUACCACAGCUGCUCCCACUACAACCACAGCCGCCCCUACAACCACAACAGCUUCUCCCACUACAACCACAGCUGCUCCCACUACAACCACAGCUGCCCCCACAACUACAACAGAGGCUCCUACAACAACCACAGCUGCACCUGCAACUACAACAGCUUCUCCCACUACAACCCCAGCUGCCCCUACAACUACCACAGCUGCUCCAACAACAACCAUAGCUGCUCCCACUACAAUCACAGGUGCUCUCACUACAACCACAGGUUUUCCCACUACUACCAUUGCUGCUCCCACUUCAACCACAUAUUCUCUCACUACAACCACAGCUGCUCCCACUACAACCACAGCUGCCCCAACAACUACCACAGAGGCUCCAACAACAACCACAGCUGCACCUACAACUACAACUGCUCCCACUACAACCACAGCUGCCGCUACAACCACCACGGAGACUCCAACAGCUCCAACAUCUUCUCCCACUACAAACACAGCUGCUCCCACUACAACCACAGCUGUUCCCACUACAACCACAGCUUCUCCCACUACAACCACUGCUUCUCCCACUACAACCACAGCUGCCCCUACAACUACCACACCUGCUCCAACAACAACCACAGAUGCUCCCACUACACUGCCCCUUCAACUACAACAGGCUGCACCCACUUCAACGACAGAUGCUCCUACUACAACCACAGCAGCUCCCACUACAACCACAGCUGCCCCUACAACUACAACAGCUAGUCCGAUUACAACUGCAGCCCCCUAUACAACUACCACAGCUGCUCCCACUACAAUCACAGCUGCCCCUACAACCACCACAGAUGCCCCCACUACAACCACAGCUGCUCCGACUACAACCACAGCUGCGCCAACCACCACCCCAGCUGCCCCUACAACCACCACAGCUGCUCCCACUACAACCACAGCUGCCCCCACAACUACAACAGAGGCUCCUACAACUACAUCAACUGCACCUACAACUACAACAGCUUCUCCCACUACAACCACAGCUGCCCCUACAACUACCACAGCUGCUCCCAUUACAACCACAGCUGCCCCUACAACCAACACAGCUUCUCCCACUACAACCACAGCUGCUCCAACUACAACCAAAGCUGCCCCUACAACUACCACAGCUGCUCCAACAACAACGACAGCUGCUCCCACUACAAUCACAGCUGCUUCCACUACAACCACAGCUGCCACUACAACCACCACAGCUGCUCCCACUACAACCACUGCUGCCCCUACAACUACCAAAGCUGCUCCCAAUACAACCUCAGCUCCCCCAACAACUACAACAAAGACUCCUACAACAACCACAGCUGCAUCUACAACUACAACAGCUUCUCCCACUACAACCACGGCUGCCCCUACAACUACCACAGCUGCUCCCACUACAACCACAGCUGCCCCCACAACUACAACAGGGGCUCCUACAACAACCACAGCUGCACCUACAACUACAGCAGCUUCUCCCACAACAACCACAGCUGCCCCUACAACUACCACAGCUCACUACCAGAUUAACCACCACUAG